Molecule: messenger RNA, 941 nt
Organism: Helianthus annuus (common sunflower)
Lineage: Eukaryota; Viridiplantae; Streptophyta; Magnoliopsida; Asterales; Asteraceae
Product: cysteine proteinase inhibitor 12
Exons: 4
Coding region: 99-770 (223 amino acids)
Molecular function (GO): cysteine-type endopeptidase inhibitor activity
Source: RefSeq, a predicted model, not a curated record
CAUCUUCAUCGAGAAGAUGAGCACAAGAACGUUGUGAUUUGUUAACGCACGUCACACUCAUCGAAUAUUACCAAAAUCCAAAAACAUUAAAGGCGCAAAUGCAAAUCAAACGCUACAAUCAGAUUCUUCAACUUGUGCUACUACUUGUAGCAUCGUCAUCCUUGUUCAAUUCAAUGGCGAAUACUCUUGGUGGUGUGCGAAACUCAUCGUCUCCCAACACCGACGAGAUCCACGGUCUCGCUCGUUUUGCUGUCGAUGAACAUAACAAAAAAGAGAAUGCAAUGCUGAAGCUGGCAAGGGUGGUAAAGGUGCAAGAGCAAGUGGUUGCUGGCACUUUGCAUCAUCUUACACUAGAGGUUGAUGACGACGUGGGAAACAAGAAAAUAUACCUCGCCAAAGUUUGGGUAAAGCCAUGGUUGAACUUUAAGGAACUGCAAGAGUUUAAUCAUAUCGGUGAACCCAACUCUGAUCGUGAUAUCGAAAUAGAAGGCGAUGGCUCAGGAUAUCAGGUUGUGCCUGUUCAUGAUCUUGUGGUCCAGGAUGCUGCAAAUCAUGUCCUCAAGACGCUGCAACAGAGGUCCAACUCGUUAUAUCCUUAUGAAUUGCUAGAAGUAGUUCAUGCUAAAGCAGAGACUGCGGAAGGACUUGUAAAAUAUGAUAUCCUGCUGAAGCUAAAAAGGAAUGACAAGGAAGAGAAAUUCAAGGCUAAUGUGCACAGGGACAACGAAGGCGCGUUUCAUGUUAACCAUAUGGUGCAAGACCUUCCCUAGUUAGAACUUGCAUCAUGAAUCUGACAGGUAUCGACUAUAUGUGUAAUAAUCCUUUGCUAAAAGUAGUUUAUGUGUAAUAAUCUUUUGCUACUGGAUCAUAAUACUUUAACUACAUAAUAUAAAUACCUUUUGUGGCAACUGAUGUGUUAUGCGAGUAAUGGUUUUUUAUGC